Rotaria sp. Silwood2 is the source of this 1036-nucleotide messenger RNA. Lineage: Eukaryota; Metazoa; Rotifera; Eurotatoria; Philodinida; Philodinidae. The record is from the annotation of a GenBank genome assembly.
AUGUAUGGUAUAUAUGUUGUUGAUCGAGGCAAUCAUCGCGUUCAGUUUUGGGAACAAUAUGGUGUUGUUGGUGUAAUUGUUGCAGGCCAGUCAGGUGUCGCUGGUGCAUGGUCAAAUCAAUUUAGUUCACCAACAGGAAUCACACUCGAUCAGUUUGGAAAUCUCUAUAUAUUGGAUUCGGGCAACGAUCGAAUUCAACAAUGGGCUUCUGGAGCAACAUUUGGUGUAACAGUUGCAUCAGUUUCCAUGAGUACUCCAAAAGGAAUGUCUUUCGAUCCAUUCGGAAAUUUGGUAGUUGCAGAUUCUGGAAACCAUCGAGUUCUUUUAUUUUCAAUUAUUUGUCGUAAGUUGGAUUAUGUUAUGAUUUUUAGCACAUGAUACUAAAAAGGGAAAUAUUUACUUUCCGAAUAUCUGAAGAUCAGAUUAAUCUUUCUAACUGUAUUGUUGACCAGAAAAAUUGUUUCAUUUUUUGAUAAAUGUAUUUUCUGAGAGAUAUGACAUGAGCUGUGAUGUUUUUUCUGUUGUAGAAUGACUUUCGGUCACCAGAUGUAAAACCAGCUGUAUUAGAAGUUUAGGCAAAGACGAUUUCGCUGUUAUUUAGUAUUGAGUUGAACGACAUUUUCUCAUUGAUGUUUUACUGAUGUUAGAAUGCAUCCCAUUUUAUAUAUUAGCAUAAAGCUGUCUGUGCCUCAUUAUAGAACACAUCAUGUUUGUAUUGGUAUCUAAUUUUACAUUGAAACAUUCAGAAAGCGAAUUAAAAUGGUUUUCAAGGAUGUACAUCUCAACAGGGAAUGAAUAUAAAAAUGAUUUUUUUCUGUUAUCUAGUCUGCUGAGAACACGUUCUAUAGGUAGUAUUUGUAAUCCAUAAGAUGAUCGUGAAUCAGAUAAUUGUGUGUUUGCUUUAAAGCACGGGAAAAAACUAUGGGUGACGGACAUUUCGCACCAAGUCAUUCCGAACCCCGGUCAUGUGUCCGGGUGUUCGGAAAUUACUUUUUGCCGUAACAAAUAUUCGACGGGAGUUCGUAAUCCUUUUUGA